This is a messenger RNA of Bicyclus anynana (squinting bush brown), 1366 nucleotides long. RefSeq lists its product as uncharacterized. The coding region runs from base 162 to 908 and encodes 248 amino acids. NCBI's taxonomy places the organism in Eukaryota, Metazoa, Arthropoda, Insecta, Lepidoptera, Nymphalidae. The record is from RefSeq and is a predicted model, not a curated record. Gene Ontology annotation, molecular function: nucleic acid binding; zinc ion binding. The transcript has a single exon.
AACUGUGACAAAGACAAAGAGUUGAGUUGAGUUGAAUUGAAGGUUUUCAUUUUCAAUUCUUUUUUUCAAACAAAUCUUUUGCAUGGAACUACGAAAUUACAAGUAGAUAAUCAUUUAAUAUAAAAGAUAAUUUAAACAAAGCAAAGUCUAGCAAACAAAUAAUGAAAACGGGAUUGUUGUACGGCAUCGUAGCGAACUCUAAAACGCGAGUGCGCUGCGUAUUCUGCGGGGUUUACAUACCGAAGGCAAACAAAUGUAUUGAGGAGCACACCAACGGGAUGAAACACAAGGAAAAUAUAGAUUUAAUGUCGGAGAACGGGUUGACGUACUACAACGAUGAGUUGUACUGCAAACCUUGCGACGUUUACCUCACUGGUGAGGAUUCGGUUGCUGCCCAUCUUGAAGGCGAGCAGCAUGCCAACUGGGUAGCCGCUAUGGACGAUUUGAUAGAAGGUGAGUUCAUAAAUAUCGACGCCUAUCUAUCCACUGAGAGCGAGGAAGUGUUCUGCGAGGUUUGCAACAUGAAGGUCAACUGCACCUUGCAGAAUAUUGAAGAACACGUAAACGAUAUCUUACAUCGCAGCAACGUUGCUGAGAAACUGAAGCCGCUUAACGGUAUAUUCCCAGUUGAAAAUGAUGAUGAGUUAUGGUGCAAAGUAUGCGAUGAGUACAUAGAAAACACUGCACGCAGCCUCCUAGAACAUAUAGAUGAUGAUAAACAGCAUGUCGAGUGGUUCAUGGAUAUAGAAGAUCUGAUCGAAGACCAGGAGAUAUCGAUUCAGGACUACCUCAAAAAUGAACAUGAAAAAAAGGCAUUCUGCAACAAAUGUCAGGUGGAAAUACCAUGCAACGCUCGCAGUUUAGAGGAACAUGUCCAUAGUGAAGCGCAUCUCAAUCAAUUUAGUUAAUAAUUCUUAGUCUGUUAGUUCCAAUUGUUUAUGUAAACACAUGUUAUCUCCCCAUUUAAUUUAAACAAUCAUAAGUAUAUAUGUAUUUUGUUUGUAAUAAACAAAACUGAAUAUAAAUGUGAAAAAUAUUAUGAUUAUUGAUUAUCAAAAAUAAGAAAAAACAAUGGUUAAAUGUUAACAAUUUAUUAAAUAAAAGCAUUGUAACUUCAAGUAAUUUAAUUAUAAAAGAAAAAUAUGAAAGAAUAUAAGCUGUUGGCCUAUUAUAUGUAUAAAUUUGAUUAAGUUGAUGUCUGCAAGAUGGCUGUCUACCCAAAUCAGACUUGACCCAUGUAAUCAUUGAAUAAACAAUAAUUUGAAUGUUCAUGAGUAUAUUACUAUACUCUUGUCUGUUAAAUAUGUAAUACCUUAAAGUUGAUUUAUUAUAUUCACAAUUUCUGUUAAUAUAUCAUUAAAAAUAA